This is a messenger RNA of Rubroshorea leprosula, 572 nucleotides long. NCBI's taxonomy places the organism in Eukaryota, Viridiplantae, Streptophyta, Magnoliopsida, Malvales, Dipterocarpaceae. The record is from the annotation of a GenBank genome assembly.
AAAACAAUAAAUUGGGGAUCUAGGGUUUCAAUCUCACAAUCUCACCCUCGAUUGAACUUUCCUUCUGUUUUAAUUUGCUUUUACUCAUUUUAAUUCCUUCCUCUACUCAUUUCAAUUCCUUCCAGACUUGAUUUCUUUCCCUCUAUUUUGAUUAAAGUUUAAAGUGAUUUAGGCCAUAGAGAUGUAUCUUCAUCAGGAUUGCGAUGCUGGGGAACUCUCCAUAGAAGAGAUUGAUUUGGAAAUGCAAGGCAAUUUGGCGUUGGAUCUUGAUUCUGAUUCGAAUUUGGACAUGGAUAAUCCAAACUCUUACUGGAGGAGCAAGUUGGAGAAGUUCGUUAGACCGGGUGUGGAGAAAGGAAAAAGAAAAAAAGGUAUGCAUAUCUGUUUCAUUUUUGGCUCUGUUUGAAUCAGUGUUGUUACCUUUUUUGUUGGGCUGAGUGUAUGCUUGAUUUUGUUUGAAUCAGUGGUUUUUCCAUUUUUGUUGGGUUGAGUAUAUGCUUGGUUCUGUUUGAAUCAGUGGUUUUCCCUUUUUUGUUAAGUUGAUUGUGUGCCAAUAACAAGGUCAGAGAGCC